Messenger RNA from Seriola dumerili (greater amberjack), 2460 nucleotides. It is a transcript of the gene npy8br, whose product is annotated as neuropeptide Y receptor type 1-like. Bases 243 to 1346 code for a protein of 367 amino acids. Gene Ontology annotation, molecular function: neuropeptide binding; neuropeptide Y receptor activity. Gene Ontology annotation, biological process: G protein-coupled receptor signaling pathway. The transcript has 2 exons. The record is from RefSeq and is a predicted model, not a curated record. NCBI's taxonomy places the organism in Eukaryota, Metazoa, Chordata, Actinopteri, Carangiformes, Carangidae. Gene Ontology annotation, cellular component: plasma membrane; neuron projection.
CUACCGUCUCCUCGACCAAAAACUCUGCCGUGUCUCACCUGAUGCAGAGCAGCGCUCCAAGUCCCAGAAGAAAGAAUAUUUCGGCAGAAAAUGAAGACGGCUGUAAAGAUGGUCAAAGAUUAAAGAUGAAGGAAAGCUGUAAAAAAAUGCAAAUGUUAUUCAUGAAGUAAUUACAGCAGGUGUGACCCAACAAAUUAGUUUAAUUAGUUCCCAGCCUUUGAAGUGAGCCCAGGAAAACCACCAUGGAGUUGCAGCACAGCACCAACCACAACCAAGCCUUGUGGAAAGAGAUACCGUGGGAUUUCACAGAGGACUGCUCGCUCUCAUUGAGUGGCACCACUUUUCUCAUCGUUGCUUACAGCACAGUCAUGGCGGUGGGUCUCAUUGGGAACUCUUGCCUGGUGUUUGUCAUCACGCGGCACAAGGAGAUGCGCAAUGUCACCAACAUCUUCAUCGUCAACCUGUCUUGUUCUGACAUCCUCAUGUGUAUCGUCUGCCUGCCGGUCACUAUUAUCUACACUCUGAUGGACCACUGGAUCCUAGGAGACACCCUCUGCAAGCUCACGCCCUUCAUCCAGUGUAUAUCAGUUACUGUCUCCAUCUAUUCCCUCGUCCUCAUCGCCAUGGAGCGCUACCAGCUCAUCGUCCACCCGACUGGAUGGAAGCCUGUGGUGUGCCAGUCCUACCUGGCCGUGGCUGUCACCUGGAUCGUGGCCUGUCUAAUCUCAGUGCCUUUCCUCUCAUACAGCAUACUUACCUUGCCUUUCCAGAACCUGAGCAUGCCCUUCCCACUCAGCGAUCACCCUGUCUGCAUGGAGCGGUGGCCGUCGCUUCAAGAACGGCGAGCUUACACCACCUCCCUGCUCGUCUUCCAGUACUUCCUCCCGCUCGUCCUCAUCAUGGUCUGCUACAUGCACAUCUACCUGCGUCUAAGGAGGAGGAAGGACAUGGUGGAGCGCGGCAGGAACACCACUCAAAAGAAAAACAAGGGCUCCACAAGGAUCAACGCCAUGUUAAUCUCCAUAGUGGUGGCGUUCACCCUCUCCUGGCUCCCUCUCAACAUCUUCAACACGGUGUUUGACUGGAACCACGAGGCCAUCCCGUCCUGUAGCCACGACAUCAUCUUCUCAUUCUGCCACCUCACAGCGAUGGCCUCCACCUGCAUCAACCCCAUCAUCUAUGGGUUCCUCAACAGCAACUUCCAGAAACACCUGAAAUCCACUCUGUUGCGCUGUCGCUGCUGGGGGGUGGCGGAGAGGUACGAGACGGUCCCGCUCUCCACCGUCAGCACAGAGGUCACCAAGGGGUCGAUCUUGAGCAAUGGAUCUAUUAGCAUCAAUACUUAAAUCCAAGCCUUUUCAGUCAAAGACAAAAAACUACUGGGGCCUCUCCAGCCCUCAUUGUGUCAUCCUUUAGAGCUUUUCUUGCUUCAUUGCGUGCAAAAGCGAGGUUGACAUUUACAAAGUUCUAAACCUCACAAUAGCAGUCCAGAGGGAGCAGACUGAAGACACUUUACCCAUGGCGCGCUGCCCUCGAUUCAGUACAAGUUCACAUGUAAGAGGAAGCAGAUAACAAAAUGAUGGUGCAAAGGUUGGACAACUCUUAAGUAUUGUUGGUCGACAGAAGACACUUUACAUGAGCACUUUUGCAACCGUAGUCUGUAUAGUCCAUUUCCCCGUGUGCUGCGGGCACAUACGAAUGAAGAGAAGGCAUUUCAUCUGGUAUGCAAACGUCAUGUUUUCCCUUCUCGUGUACUAUCAGCUGUUUUGCUUUUCACACUUUUACCCGCUGUAAAUGUGAGCGAUGGAGAGUACUGAGAGGACAAAGGGUUUGGGGUUGUUGUUUUAAAAAAAAAAAAAAAAAAUCUUAUUUCAAUUUUGCUGUCUUAUGUUAAUAGUAUUGAUGAAAAUAUUAAGGGAUUGUGAACUGUGAUGUGUUAGUGAUUACUGACAGAGUAGCUUAUUACACAUCUGAAGGAGAGAACAUUAGUGCAUUAACUAUAUGGCUCCAGGCGUUCAUUCAGCCGGUUUUACUAGCAUCAUCUUAAUGCAUUUCUUAUUACCUAAAAUCACUACAAACGAUGUAAUGAUCUUUUACAAUGAACCUUGGCAAGAGCUGUAUACAUUUCUGCCGUCUGCCAAGGUCUGCGUUCCAGUAUACUGUGCGUGUAGAUGGUUUCCUCAUAAAAUGUUACAUACAUCCACCGUAUAUCAAGUGCCAUAAAACAAAAUAAAAACGACAGUGAAGGACUUUUUCAGAGCAGGGUUCUUCUGCUGUAUAUAACAUUGCUAAAUACUGUACAUGUAUGGCCUGUAAAAGAUGUGACACAGUCAUAGUUUAUGGUGUGGUCGGCAAUAAAGAGCACUGUGUAGCAUAGCAGAUAUCUCCUAGGAAACCUGUUGUUAGUCACUUCACUUUGUGGUAUUGAUCUGAAUUAAAAAUAUUUACUAUCAUCUUUGA